AGAGUGCUCCUCUCCAUUCACCACCUCUCCCUCCUCACAAGAGCAUCGCCAUUCUCAACAACCGCACCACGUCGAUCGCCAAGGUCCGCGCCUCACAACGACAGCGUAGCUAGCUAGCGAGGUUGCUGUGUUCGGGCAGCCGAGCGGGGUACGAGCCGGAGACGAUGAUGAUGAUGGGUGGUCGCGCGGGGGCCGGCGGCGUCGGGGCAGGCGGGGGGCGGUGCCCGUUCACGGCGACGCAGUGGCAGGAGCUUGAGCACCAGGCACUCAUCUACAAGUACAUGGCCUCCGGCGUGCCCAUCCCCUCCGACCUCCUCCUCCCGCUCCGCCGCAGCUUCCUCCUCGACUCCGCCCUCGCCACCUCCCCCUCCCUCGCCUUCCCUCCCCAGGCCGCACUUGGCUGGGGUUGCUUUGGCAUGGGGUUCGGCCGGAAGGCGGAGGACCCGGAGCCGGGGCGGUGCCGGCGGACGGACGGCAAGAAGUGGCGCUGCUCCAAGGAGGCGUACCCGGACUCCAAGUACUGCGAGAAGCACAUGCACCGCGGCAAGAACCGUUCAAGAAAGCCUGUGGAAAUGUCCUUGGCCACGCCCCCGCCGCCGCCUUCCUCCUCGGCCUCCUCCUCCUCCUCCAACGUCCACUCCGCCGUCAACGUCGCCACCACCACCUCCUCCCCCGCGCCGUCCUACCACCGCCACGCCGCCGCGACUCACGACACGACGCCCUACCACGCGCUCUACGGCGGCCCCUACUCCUCCGCCGGCCGCCAGCAGCACGCUAGCGCCUACCACCACGCCGCGCAGGUCAGCCCGUUCCACCUGCACCUCGACACCACCCACCCGCACCCGCCGCCGUCCUACUACUCCAGCAUGGACCACAGCAAGGACAGCUACGCCUACGGGCACAGCGUCAAGGAGGUGCACGGCGGCGGCGAGCACGCCUUCUUCUCCUCCGACGUCACCACCGACAGGGACCAUCACCACCACCACCAUCAGCACCAACACCACGCUAGCGCCGGCGGCAACGGCCAGUGGCAGUUCAAGCAGCUCGGCGGCAUGGAGCCGAAGCAGCAUAACCCAACGUCGCUCUUCCCCGGCUGCGGCGGCUACGGCAACAACGCGGCCUACGCCAUCGACCUGUCCAGCAAAGAAGAGGACGAGGAGAAGGAGAGGCGGCAGCAGCAGCAGCACUGCUUCCUGCUGGGCGCCGACCUGAGGCUCGACAAGCCGUCGUCGGGGCACGGCGACUCCGCCGACCAGAAGCCUCUCCGGCCCUUCUUCGACGAGUGGCCGCACGAGAAGACCGGGAGCAAGGGGUCGUGGAUGGGGCUCGAGGGGGAGACGCAGCUCUCCAUCUCCAUCGCCAACGAACUCCCCAUCACCACCACCUCCCGCUACCACCAUGGUGAAUGAUCCCAAGUCCCAACGAGAAGACCGAGAACGAAGCUGCAACGAGAGACCAUCUCCACGAAGAACACGCACGUACGGAGCGAAUCCAUUGGCCCUUUCCCGGCGUGCUACUCCAGCUGCAUGCCGCCGAGACCUGGACCAGCUAGCUAUCUUGACUCUCGAGGCAUGCAUGCACAGUUCGAGUGCUGAAGAUCUUGAAAGGCCGGAACCUACUACGACCAUCAUUUUCAUUUCUUCUUCCUUCUCCUUCAUUUGUAAUCGUUGCUUUGGUCGAGUGUAACAUUUCCGCAACAUCCAUGGAGUGGCGAGGCUACUAUGUUGAGGCAAUCUGAAUCUUUCAUUAGCGGAAUAGAUUUUCUUUUUUCCUUGCAGUACCACCUGUGAUAUCAAUAUCAUGAGAUGCUAGCUUGCGAGCUGAGCCGAGCGUGUUGGCUUUA
Molecule: messenger RNA, 1843 nt
Organism: Triticum aestivum (bread wheat)
Lineage: Eukaryota; Viridiplantae; Streptophyta; Magnoliopsida; Poales; Poaceae
Product: growth-regulating factor 1
Exons: 3
Coding region: 165-1409 (414 amino acids)
Biological process (GO): developmental process; DNA-templated transcription; regulation of DNA-templated transcription
Cellular component (GO): nucleus
Molecular function (GO): ATP binding
Source: RefSeq, a predicted model, not a curated record